Molecule: messenger RNA, 2373 nt
Organism: Microbotryum saponariae
Lineage: Eukaryota; Fungi; Basidiomycota; Microbotryomycetes; Microbotryales; Microbotryaceae
Source: the annotation of a GenBank genome assembly
AUGACAGUGACCAAACGCAAGCAAAAGCCUCGGGACACGGGCGGUCCGGAUGCGGUCGCGUCGAUCCCAGCGCUCGAGAGCGGCAUGAAGGCCUCGUGCGACUCGUGUUCGGCCGACAUCACCCACUCGGUCCAUGUACGAUGCGCCGAGACGCUCACGUCGACCUCGGAACGUCUGACCUGUCCCGACUUUGAUCUGUGUGUGCCCGUAGGUCGCCGCGACGUAGACUGCCCCGUGUCACCCGUUUCACCCGUUUCGCCCGUCGAGCACCAAACACCGAACGCGACGCUGACCUGCACAUCUCACACCCCGCAGUGCUUUCUGUCGGGCAAAUCAGUCGGACCGCAUCGAUCGCACCACGCGUACCGCAUCAUCUCGUCCCAUGCGUUCCCCAUCUUCACCAACGACUGGGGCGCCGACGAGGAACUGCUCCUGAUCGAAGGCGCCGAGAUGUACGGCCUCGGAAACUGGGCCGACAUGGCCGAACAUGUCGGAGGGCGCACCAAGGAGGAAUGCGAACAACACUACUUGCACACUUAUGUUUGGUCAACCGAGUACCCUUUGCCCGUGAGCUGUGCACAACUCAUCUCUCUCGAGCACGAAUCCGAUACCGACCCUGACGAAUGUCGCUCGGAACCCCCAGACCAUCGCCUCUGACUUUUCCGACGAUCAAGAAGCGUUUCAAAAGAGGAAAAAGGCGAGGUUGCAAGAAUUGCAAUCCCGACCUGUUCGUAAGUCACCCCCCAAGUCCUAGCUCAUCCAGGCCCCAUUCUCACAAGCCUCCUCCCCACUAACCUGAAACGAACGAAAACGCUCCCCUCAACCUCAGCCCUACCCCCACCGAAACCCAUGGCUUCGGCCCCGACCUGCCACGAGAUCGGCGGAUUCAUGCCCGGUCGUUUGGAGUUCGAGACCGAGUACGAGAACGAGGCCGAGGUGUUGAUCAAGGAUUUGGAAUUCGGCAAGGUCUAUGCGUUCGGGGGAGCGGCCCAACCGGCGAGUUUGGAGGAGGUACAGGGAACCGAAGGUGCGCAAGGUGGGAGAGAGGUACCUGUUGUAGAAGACAAGGAAGCUACAGGGACGGAGGGAAAAGAAAAGGACAAAGAGGACGAAGCAGGGUCAGAAGCAAGAGUCGUCGAAGAGACCGCAGCACAUGCAGACGAAGAGCCCAAGCUCAUCAAAGGGGAAACGACCGAGGAGGCCGUCGAUGAAGAAGCAGAGCCAGAAGCCGAAGUAGAAACCGAAGAACCCGCUUCCACAGCCGACAAGACGACCAAAGUCGACGAAACACCCCCGAUGGGCCAAGCACCCGGCGACGAGGCGCAGGAGGACCUCGAGCUCAAGUUGACUUUAUUGGACAUGUUCAACGAGCGGUACGACAAGCGCAUGGCCGCCAAGGAGCUCAUUGCCGAUCGUGGCUUGAUCAAUUACAAGCAGGCGAGUCGGUGCCACCCACAGGGAACAUCAUAAUCAACAUACCAUUGGCUAAUCAUAAAUUUGUGACCGUUUUCGUAGAUCGUCGUCAACGAACGCAAACGGACCAAAGAAGAACGUGACUUGAUCCUGCGCGCCAAACCCUAUGCUAAAAUCCAAACCGCUCUGGACCACGAAACCUUCGUCGACGGACUCUUGCACGAAGCGGCCCUUCGCAAGCGCAUCUCUGAACUUCAGGAAUACCGCCGCAUGGGCGUCACCUCGAUCGCGGAUGGCGAACGAUACGAGCAUGCGAAAGCGCAACGGGCGGCGAGGUUGGGUUACCGGGAUCCUUUGGGUCAUUUGAGUCGAUCGAGGAAUGGGAUACUGUCCGCCACACCGACCGUCUUCAAACCCGCCAUCAGUGGCGCACCCUCCCGUCCUCCGACAUCGACGCCUCCCGCUUUGACACUCGCCAGUGCCUCCUCCUUACACCUCUUGACCGUUUUGGAACAACAACUCUGUUCGACCUUGAGAAUCCUUCCCAAACCCUACUUGUUCCUCAAAGAGACCUUGUUGAGGGAGCGGGCUCGGAGAGGCGCGCAAAUGACCAGUCGCGAAGCGAGGGACUUCAUCGUCAAGAAGCCGAAACUUCCUUCGAGCUUUGUCAUGGGCGAGGACGGAUCGAUGGCCGUCGUCGAAGGGGAGGAGGAGGACGUGACGAUGCAGAACGGGAUCGAGGUCGAGGACGAGUGGGGGGAAAAAGUUGAAAGGGUUUUCGAGUUCCUCGUCGAUACGGGUAGUUUGAACGCCAAAGAGGCGGUCGGGGUAGCUCACGAAGUGAACGGGUCCUCGGUCCCGAAUGGGAUGAUGAGCGAUCUCAGACCGACGGCGGCGACGCUCGACGUGAUCAUGUCGAAUGGGGACGGUGGGACGGAGCAUAUACAGUCCAGUCAAUAA